UCUAUGUUAAGUUAUCAGCUGUUACGCUGCAAUUUCACCGAAAUCAAAUGAAAUAUUUGGAGUAGAUAAGAGCACCGCCGAUUGAUCAUGGAAGUAGUACCCACGCAUUAUUCGGAAACACACAGCAUUACCAUAGGUCAGCAACCUCGCAAAGAGCGGUAGCGCUCUUGGAAACCUUAAUCUUCGAACACGUGCGUCCAUUUAAAAGGCUGACGGAAUUCCCCCUUGGUUUACGUAAAUAACUACGAUCCCGCCAUGACGGACGUGGAGAGCGCCGCGGCCAAAAAGUCCAAUCCCGUAAAGUCCUUCAUUGCGGGCGGCGUGGGUGGCAUGUGCAAUGUGAUCGUUGGAUAUCCACUGGACACAAUAAAGGUUCGCCUGCAAACAAUGCCCACUCAUUCGCCUGGACAACCGCCCCGUUACAAGGGUGUUAUAGACUGCGCCGCCCGGAUGUUCCGCCAUGAGGGAUUUCGUGGGUUCUACAGAGGAAUAUCAGCUCCCCUGGUUGGCGUUACACCCCUUUAUGCCGUGGACUUUGCGGUCUAUGCAGCGGGCAAGAGGAUGUUCCAAACAGACGACCACAUACGGCUCACCUACCCACAAAUAUUUGUGGCCGGAGCGCUGGCUGGAAUUUGUUCCGCCCUCGUCACAGUGCCCACGGAUCGAAUAAAGGUCCUACUGCAGACACAAACCGUCUCCAGUGGACCCCUUCUAUAUAAUGGAACCAUGGACACCGCUGUAAAGCUCUAUAGACAGGGUGGGAUUAGAAGUCUCUUUAAGGGGACCUGCGCCAGCAUUUUGAGAGAUUCGCCCACCGGCUUUUACUUUGUGACCUAUGAGUUCCUUCAGGAUUUGGCCAGGAAGAAGUCCAAGACAGGGAAAAUAAGCACAACAUCUACGAUUCUGUCUGGAGGGACGGCUGGCAUUGUGUUUUGGACUUUGGCCGUGCCCUUCGAUGUACUUAAAAGCCGUCUCCAGUCAGCACCUGAAGGUACCUACAAGCACGGCAUUCGAAGCGUUUUUAGGGACCUUAUGGCCACAGAAGGCGCCUCAGCUCUAUUCCGCGGAACUCUCCCGAUUUUACUCCGUGCCUUUCCCUCCACCGCUGCGGUUUUCUUCGGCGUUGAGCUCACCAAUGAUUUCUUGAAAGCCUAAACUUAAGGAUUAUUAUAUAUCUGCAUAUAUAAGAGAGGCUGUUUAGUUUUAUAUUUAAUAAAUGCAUUGUUAUUAAAGUUA
Molecule: messenger RNA, 1236 nt
Organism: Drosophila rhopaloa
Lineage: Eukaryota; Metazoa; Arthropoda; Insecta; Diptera; Drosophilidae
Gene: MME1
Product: mitochondrial magnesium exporter 1
Exons: 4
Coding region: 256-1155 (299 amino acids)
Biological process (GO): mitochondrial transport; carnitine transmembrane transport
Cellular component (GO): mitochondrial envelope
Molecular function (GO): O-acyl-L-carnitine transmembrane transporter activity
Source: RefSeq, a predicted model, not a curated record